UAGCAAUCGUUGAUGUCAUGGAAACUGACAGUAUUACUUCGUCAACAACGAAUUUGCUACUGUGCAUUCACCUGCGCAAAAAGGGUACCGCUUAUAUUAGUUAGACUUAUGACAUAUUAUGGCUUCCAGUAAUCGCCGGUUGAAAACAAGAGAAGAAGCACAUCUGUACUCGAAUCUUUUGCCCGAAGCGGAUGUGUCAGAAUACUUUAUUUCUAAAUUCAACGAGUCACUUAUCAAGAAGCUGCCAGAAUGGGACGCAGCGCGUUCAACGCCGACAAUGAGACUUGUGGAAUUAGAGCGUGACCUGAGGUAUGUGCUGCGACAACAAAGAGAAGGGAAAUCUGUAUCUGAACGGAAGAAGGACGUUUUGGAGAAACAGUGGAAAGAACUGAAUUCAAAAUCAUUGCAGCUGAAGGAGGCUCUUGUCCAUUUUAACACUCUAAUAGAGGCUAUUUGGAAGACACAAAAAUGAAUAAAGUGAAACAUGGCUGGAUAGUGCUCAAAAUUUUCUUCCAUGGAAAAUACAGUUAGGUAUAGAAAAUCACAUUUGAAAAAAGCCUUGAAAUAUGU
Schistocerca cancellata (South American locust) is the source of this 570-nucleotide messenger RNA. RefSeq names its product coiled-coil domain-containing protein 42-like. The transcript is spliced from 4 exons. The coding region runs from base 119 to 472 and encodes 117 amino acids. The record is from RefSeq and is a predicted model, not a curated record. Lineage: Eukaryota; Metazoa; Arthropoda; Insecta; Orthoptera; Acrididae.